GUUAUUCUCAUCCCUAAGAAGAAGGAUCCUCAAACUGUGUCGGAGUUUAGGCCUAUUGCACUGUGUAUCGUUGUUUAUAAGAUCAUGGCAAAAAUGUUGCCCAACAGAAUGAAGCCAUUCCUGGGUGGGGUGAUCUCGGAAUCCCAAAGUGCUUUUCUUCAUGGCAGGUUAAUCACUGAUAUAAUUGCAGGAGAGAUUGAUUGGUCAUUUCGUUCAUGGGAAGCAGUUGGGGAAGGUUGGCUGGGGGUGGGGGGGGGUUAUGGAGGGUUUUCCUUAAGUGUAUGUUGUUGGCACUUGGUUUUGGGGAAAGAUGGGAGAAUUCAAUUAUGAAAUGUAUCAUGACAGUUACCUAUCAUAUUAUGAUCAAUGGUGGCGUAGGUGGUCGUGUGACCCCCACACGUGAAUUGUUUAUUAUUUGUGCAAAGGGACUUUAUAUCAUGUUGCAGCAGGCGCAGUCUUCUGGUGCUAUUCAUGGCUGCAGGGUGGCCCAUGGAGCCCCCGCGGUCUCCCAUUUAUUUCUUUGCGGAUGAUAUUCUGUUGUUCUUUAAAGCUAACUUGCAGGAGGCUGAAGUGGUCAAGCAGUGUCUCCGUACGUAUGAGGAUCUGUCAGGCCAGGCUGUUAACUUACACAAAUGCAAUAUCUGUUUUAGUAAGAACACUACGGGAGCUCGUGGUGGUCUCAUUGCAGGUGUUUCAGGGGUGACUGGAACGGAAAAUGUUGGUAAGUGUUUGGGUUUACCAUCUUUUGUUGGGUGGAACAAGCGAGCGGUUUUCACCUAUAUUGAAGAGAAAAUUACACAGAGAAUUAGUGCUUGGAAUAAGAGGUUGCUUAGGAGGGAAGGCAAGGAGAUUCUACUCAAAACCAUAGCUCGAGCUAUGCCUACCUUUUCUAUGAGCGUGUUCCUUAUCCCAAAUUCUCUGUGCUCAGCUGAACGCACUAUGAGUCGUUUUUGGUGGGGCUAUGGUGGUUCCAAUGGUAGGGGUAUACAUUGGAUGGCUUGGGUUUUUAAAGCAAAGUACUUUCCUAAAUCAUCUUUUAUUGAUGCUGCUGUUGGGAAUUGUCCCAGUUACUGCUGGAGAAGUGUUAUGGCCUCCCAUGAUUUGAUUUGCAGUGAGAUUCGACGCAGGAUUGGUGAUGGGGCUGGUACGCUUUUGUGACAUUAUGCCACAUCAGCUUUGUGGGACUGUGUUGGCAGGGUUGAUUGACCCUUUUUCACGUACAUGGGACCUUCCGCUUUUUUCACGUACAUGGGACCUUACACAGAUUAGAAAUUCACAAUAGUAAGAUCUCUCCUAGCCGGUUGCUAUGUUUUUCCCCUCUCUGCUUGUCAGGGUCUCCCU
Messenger RNA from Cuscuta campestris, 1341 nucleotides. The record is from the annotation of a GenBank genome assembly. NCBI's taxonomy places the organism in Eukaryota, Viridiplantae, Streptophyta, Magnoliopsida, Solanales, Convolvulaceae.